Epinephelus fuscoguttatus (brown-marbled grouper) is the source of this 2807-nucleotide messenger RNA. RefSeq names its product serine protease FAM111A-like. The transcript has 5 exons. The record is from RefSeq and is a predicted model, not a curated record. The coding region runs from base 209 to 2359 and encodes 716 amino acids. Lineage: Eukaryota; Metazoa; Chordata; Actinopteri; Perciformes; Serranidae.
GGAUGACGAAAGCAGUCGGUCUGGUCUCGCUGGCGGGAUAUUCAAAAGGCGGGAGAAUUGUUCGACACGACGCUCGUCCCUUUAAAGUGCGUGUUUUUACCACUUUUUGUGAAGCUGUGACAAAUGACAAAGCGAAUAGGGUAGUAUCCCACACCAUCAUCAUCUUCAUCUUCUGCAUCCUUAAAAUUCAGCCAGCAACGCAUUAAAAAUGGGACCAAAGUUGAGGCCCACAAGUAAUGGCCCAAUGGACAGAUUUGUCAAGAAAAGGACAUCCAACCAGAAUGAGCAAAGCUGUCAGCCUCCUAAUUUACAACCUGCUGCAAAGCCCUGUGAUAAACUAGCAACCCCUGCAGGGAGUACCUCACCUCUCACCCAAAGUCCGCAGGCAUCGGCUCCAGUCCCUCGCAAGCCUCUGGAUAAACAGAAAGAGGAGUCAGAUGAAAGCUACUCUCUCCACUGGUGCUCUGGCAACAAGAAUUUCAAAGAGCGCAGUAAAGGAGGAACUGUCGAGGACUUGCUGAAGAGAAAUUCAGAGUUUAGAAGAAUUGCAGAAAAGAACAAAAACAAAGAGCUUGUUAUAGUAAGGGAUGGAAAAGCUAUCAGUUCACACUUUCCCUGUAGCUUGACUGAAAAAGAUCUACUGACUGUCAAGUUUAUCAAAGCUGUAGACCAUCCAAAGCAAUCAGUUGGUGGUUCUGUUCGUCCUCAAAGAAAGAGGCCAUCUGGCGAGCUUGUAAUGUUUCAUGUACGGACAAAGGGAGGUAAAAAAAUAGUGAAUAUCAUGAGAAACCCGGCACUAAAAACAGACUUCAGUGAAAUGACUGUUUAUGCAUACAAAGGCGAAAAAGUGAGGAAAGCUCUGAGAAGAGAUGGUCGUUUAAAGGAUCUUGUAUUUAAGAAGAACUGUGUGCUCUCUCACACGAGCACUGACGCAAACACUGGGAUGUCCAGCCUUGUUGAUGAUCUUGAUGGUGAAACUUUCAUGAUCAUAUUGCUCAAUGACGCUUGUCCACCAGAAAGUCAGCCUGGCAGUCUUGAUGAUGCUUACAUGAUGCAAAAUGAAGCUGAGAUAUCUGACCGUAAUGGAAACCCAGAUCCUUCAAAGCAGCCAACCACCACAGCUGAGUCAGUGAACGACAACAUACCAAAAAAGAAACCAAAGCUAAAUGGUAACAUGGCACCAGAAAACAUAUUCCGUGAAAUUCCCAAUUCAAAAAAGAUGCAGUGCCACCUGUCUUCUCAGUUUGAAGAUGUAGUGAAAGGAAAGAAAAUGCUGCAAGGAUCUAAGCUCUCUCGUAUCCAGAAUCUCUUCCGCGUAGAUUUUGGAAAGAACGCUCAAACAUGCAGGGAAGUGAAAACAAUGAAGACACUGAUGGAUCUCAGUAACUCUGUUUGCCAGGUCAGAAUAAAUGACAGACCAGAAGGAAGUGGUUUUCUCCUAUUUGGCAAGUUUGUCCUCACAAAUGCUCAUGUAGUUAAAGGCAUUUAUAAUGAGUACACAGGGCAACUUAAUGAGAGAGUCACUGUCCAUUUCUCUUUCGAAAGUCUAAACCACAUGGAGUCAGGAGCAGCAGUGGAAGAGGUUAUUGGAUUUGAAUACGGUCCUGUUGUGUCAGGCUACGAGUGUGACUGGACGUUGUUGAGGGUCUGUGCUGAUCAGACAUUACCUGAUGCUCUGUUAAAGCGCUUUGGAUUUCUUCCCCAAAGUGGUGGGAUCUGCAUUAUUGGGCAUCCUGAUGGUGGUGUGAAAAAGAUAGAUCCAUGCUUGAUUAUUCCGACUGAAAACCGAAACCAGGUAGUAGAGAGGCAUCACAGUGAAAAUCCAGAGGGCGUUCUGCUGGAAAACCAUCACUACAGUGAGAACCAACAGCCCAUUCAGAUGAUUACUGAGGGGUUCUUUGGGGAUGUGGCAGAAGAUGUGCAACGUAUCAGACAGGUUCUUACUUACGAGUCUUGCUUUUAUUUUGGCUCAUCUGGCUCUCCAGUCUUUGACGAGCACUGCAAUGUGGUUGCAAUGCAUUCAGGCGGAUAUCCCUACCGCAGUGCAAGAGGUGAAAGGCAGAGUGUCAUAGAGUAUGGCCAUCCUUUGUCCUUCGUUAACGAACGCAUCAUUCUCCAAAUGGUGGAAAGAGGAAGGUUCGAUGUGUUAAGAGAGUACCUGGCUUGCAGUAAUCCACAACACCAAAACACGAUGACCAGUUUAAAGAAACUGUUUGAGAGCAGAAAUCUCACAGCAUUUAAAAAUGCAGUCAACAAUUCACUGGCCACAGGUGACGAGAGUCUGAAGACAUUCUUUGAAUUCUUCUCUCAGAGAGAGGAACCUGUCCCAAUGGACAUUGAUGAAGCGUACACAGUCUAAGUGCUGACAGAAGAUACAGUGUGAGCAGUUUCAGCAGUGAGCAACACAGCAUGUCAUGUCUGUUUUCAUAACUCAGGAUACUGUUGUUGUUUAACACCUGAGGAGUGCAGUGACUGCGUGAAAGAUCUCAGGCAAAACCUUAUAUUAUAAUUGUUUAAAGUAACCAUAAUCAAUCAGUUUUAAGAUAAAGGUAACCAGUUUCUCCAUAGUCAUUUUUAGCCAUGUUUGUAUCUGUAAAUGCUCCUUUUAUUCAGUAAGACUGCAAAAUCUUUGUUCAUUAACUGACAAAUCACUGACAGUUGGUUCAGUACAUGUCUCAAUGAGUCUCUGUGUGAGGAAUGUUUGUUUUUAAGAAAUUAUAUUAUAAAAAUGAUAUCAUGAGAUUUGUUUUAACUCAGAUAUUAUCAGCGUCAAAGGCGUGUUUUAUGCUUUUUGAUAUUCUGUCUUU